CAGCGGCGUUUCGCAGCGCGGCGGCUUUGGGUAUCGGCGGGCGGGGAAGACCGAGUUGGGCAACGACUGACCCUAACAUCCAGCGAGGAGGGGGAAAAAGAGGCAAAAACUCGGAUGAAAGCCGGGGUUAGGGGUUGCCCGAGCUAGCCUCCUUCACCGGCACACCACCGCGGCCGCUCAUUCCGUCUCAGUCCGUCCUGUAGCUCGUCUAAUGUCGGAUUUCAAGCUCGGGAUUGUUCGCCUGGGCCGUGUGGCCGGGAAGACAAAAUACACCCUCAUCGAUGAGCAGGAUAUACCACUGGUGGAGAACUAUGCCUUUGAGGCACGGAUGGAGGUCGACGCCGACGGCAACGGAGCAAAGAUCUUCGCGUACGCCUUCGAUAUAAGCAAAGGCCGGUGGGCCGGACGACCUCUGCACGAGCUGCUUUGGGAAAAGCACAGAGGCGGCAUCGCACCCAGCUUCCAAGUUGUCCAUAUAAACGCGGUCACGGUCGACAACCGUCUAGACAACUUGCGCCUCGUUCCUGUCGGCUGGACCCCCAAACCGGAAGAGCUGUCUAGCAAACAAAGGGAGCAGUCGCUGUACUGGUUAGCUAUCCAGCAGGUCCCAGCCGACCCAGUGGAGGAGCAGUACCUGGAGCUGGGACGCACACGUUACUACAACGCUAACGGGGAGCUGGUGGAGGAAGAAGAGUGUUCCUGCACUUACUACGAGUGCCACUACCCCCCUUGUUCACUCAUAGAGAGGAGGCUGCGAGAAUUCAACAUCUGUGGUCGCUGUCAGGUGGCACGUUACUGCGGCUCGCAGUGUCAGCAGAGGGAUUGGCCGGCCCAUAAGAAGCAGUGCCGUGAACGCAAGAGGGUCCUGGCCCUGGAAUCCGAGCCUGAGCGGUGAUCCCCUGAACCCCCAUUAGUGAAAAAUGGGGUCGGACGGGGGGGACUGCAGGACGGACUUGCAAAGAAAUGCAAAAAGAACAACGUAAAAAAAUAUAUAUCUACUGACUGACUAACCGAAUGGGUGAUUUGUUGGUAGGUAAGGCAGGCUUGUUGAGUGCGGGGGCGGGGGGGGGGCAUGGAAACCUUUUUAUUUUAUUUGGUAUUUAUUAUUUUUUUGCUUUCCAAACUUUGGCAUUUCCUUAGGAGUGGGAGGGGGGGUUUCUUUUGGAGGUAUAUUGAUAAAAGGCUGCUGCUAUGGAUGUGUGUUUUGUGAAGAAAAACACCACGCCAUCAUGACUUCCUCCGUACGGACUGUCGAGCGUUCACGAACUCACUCCUUCCUUCCAUUCUCACGCCUGUCGUGAAGCGUUCGCCACUGGUCUCGAGGAACAUGCCUGCUGUAGAAUGAGAUGGAAAUACGGACCUCUUCACUGUACUUUUUUUUUUUUUUCUUCUUCUUCUUCCUCCUCCCCUCUCCCGGUCGGACUUCCUGUGUACACGGACGUACACUCGCUCGCUUACCUGCCGUAUACGUCUCCGGGUGUGCAACCGUGCGAAGGACCGUGCGAAUUCACACUACCAGUAUUGUGUGUGUGUGUGUGUGUGUGUGUGUGUGUGUGUGUGUGUGUGUGUGUGUGUGUGUGUGUGUAUAUAUAUAUAUAUAUAUAUAUAUAUAUAUAUAAUGUGUGUGUGCGCGCGCCAUGCCAUUAUUGACUGAAGUUACAGAAUUGUUCUCUAUUCCAGGUAUUGGUGUAUGGACUGGGUAGGGAAGAGUUAUUAAAUUCGGUGAUGUCGCUCUUUGUUGCGACGUUCUGAAACCGCUCUUAGUUCUGCAUUAAAAAUCCUAAUCGCCUUCCAUUCGACAAGGUUCACGCUCUGUCAUGUUUAUGGAUUCAAGGAAUGUCCCGGCUUAAAGGGGGGAAAAAAACCAACCUUGAAGAUGCACACCAAGUUGUUUCCACGUAUUCAACAUCCACUGUCCUCUUUCUGCAAGUUGGCGCUCGGUAUGUCAAUCCCCCUCGUUCAGUGUGUAACAUCUGUAACUUUUCUCUCACCUCGUGUUUCGUAUGAACCUGAACUUUUUAAAAGAAAGAAAACAAACACAAAAGGCAUACACGCACACACGUUUCAUGUGCGUCUUCCUCUUCAAUGUAAGGCAACUUUAUCGAACUGUAAUGUGACGCGCACGGACACGCACACGAACCUUGCAUGUAUCGCAGGUAUACAUGCUAAUUGUUGACAGUUGUGUACCAAUGUGUUUAUUUAUCCAGAUAGGGUUGAACACUGUGCACUGAAUAGCCUCACUUUCAUCUUUUGUCACGUGGGAGACGAGAUUACAGAAUGAUUGCGUUCGGGGCAGUUAUUUUUUUUCUUAUUUUUUAAUUUUAUUAAAUACAAAAAUUAUGAUAUACUUUAAAAUAUGUAUAAAAAAAAAAAAAAAAACAAAACAAACGAUGGAAAAUUUUACGUGAUGGGGCUUAAUGUUCGAUAUCCAACUAUUGUCACUGUAAAAUAAAUAAAGUAUGAUGUGCGAAAAGUAUGUUUACACCAGAAAA
Silurus meridionalis is the source of this 2492-nucleotide messenger RNA. RefSeq names its product zinc finger, MYND-type containing 19 (gene zmynd19). Lineage: Eukaryota; Metazoa; Chordata; Actinopteri; Siluriformes; Siluridae. The record is from RefSeq and is a predicted model, not a curated record. The transcript has 6 exons. The coding region runs from base 212 to 895 and encodes 227 amino acids.